UUUCAGAUAAGACAAGAAGCUCAAAAAGCAAGUCCACCAUUGUCUUCGCUCAGGUCUAGAAAAGUAUUAACUCACUUUCUUUCACUUUUCCCCAUCCAAAAUCCAAAUACACCCAACCAAAACUAAGAAAGAAAGAGAAAUUAUUUGCAAUCGGUCUUUAUGGUAUCACUUUUCCGAUUGAUUUUCCGGUCAACCAAACAAGCUAUAGAGAGACAGAGAAAGAGGUCGGCUGAGGCACUUGGCGGCUGACACCUAACUUUUAACAUUGAGUCUCGGAGGACUAAGAAUUGGAGGUUUUGUUUUAAUGGGGGCUUGCUGGAGCAAUCGAAUCAAGGCCGAGAAUCCAUCUUAUGCAGGAAUGAAUUCAAGGAGUAACAGCAGAUAUGGGAAUGAUCUAAGUAAUUUGAGUGGCAAGGUAUCAUCAGCUUCCCUACCCGCGACUCCUCGUAGUGAGGGCGAAAUCUUGCAGUCAUCCAAUUUAAAAAGCUUCACCUUCAACGAACUCAGAACGGCCACCAGAAACUUCCGACCUGAUAGUGUAUUGGGAGAAGGUGGGUUUGGUUCAGUUUUCAAGGGAUGGGUUGACGAGCAUUCACUUACAGCUGCAAAGCCUGGAACUGGGUUAGUGAUUGCAGUGAAGAGGCUUAAUCAAGAAGGUUUUCAGGGUCACAAGGAGUGGUUGGCAGAAAUCAACUAUCUUGGGCAGCUGCAUCAUCCCAAUCUUGUGAAACUAAUAGGUUACUGCUUGGAGGAUGAUCAUAGGCUUUUGAUAUAUGAGUUCAUGCCCAAGGGCAGUAUGGAGAAUCAUUUAUUCAGGAGAGGGUCAUACUUCCAGCCGCUUUCUUGGAGCACCCGUAUGAAAGUUGCUCUUGGCGCUGCAAAGGGAGUUGCGUUUCUUCAUAAUGCUGAAACAAAAGUUAUAUAUCGGGACUUCAAGACUUCUAAUAUCCUGCUUGAUUCAAAUUUCAAUGCGAAACUUUCUGAUUUUGGGUUGGCCAGGGAUGGGCCAACUGGUGAUAAGAGCCAUGUCUCCACUAGGGUCAUGGGGACCUAUGGAUAUGCUGCUCCAGAGUAUUUAUCAACAGGUCAUCUAACUGCAAGGAGUGAUGUAUACAGCUUUGGAGUUGUUCUCUUAGAAAUGUUAUCUGGUAAACGAGCAAUAGACAAGAAUCGGCCAUCUGGAGAGCACAACCUGGUGGACUGGGCAAAACCAUAUCUGACCAACAAACGUAAAAUUUUCCGUGUUCUUGAUGUCCGUCUCGAAGGCCAGUAUUCACUGGGACAGGCCCUGAAGGCAGCUAACCUUGCCUUUCAGUGCCUAUAUACAGAACCUAAGUUGAGGCCAAACAUGGAUGAGGUGGUAACAGUUUUAGAGCAGCUUCAGGAUCCGAAGGAUAUGGUUAAAAAUACACAAAAAGAGCGCCAAUUAAACUGCGAUGGGCAUUCUAAUGGUGGACCUAGGUCCUGCAGAAGCAGCGCAAAGGAAGAUCCUAAAGCGCCUGCAUACCCCCGGCCUUCAGCUUCUCCUCUCUAUACUUAAAGGUUAGGUUCUUUUCGGGCAGUGAUUUCUGGCCUCUAGGAAAUCAGGCAUAUACAUUAACUGUAUUUUGGUAAAGCACUGUACAGUUCUAUAAUUUACCUUUGACAUUUUUAAUGAUUAUACUUGGAAUCAUGGAGCAAACAUGAAUUUCAUCAGUGUUUUGGAGAAUGUCUAUGCUACAUGGCAAUCAAAGAUUUUCUUAAUUUGUUAGUUGUAAA
This is a messenger RNA of Cornus florida, 1758 nucleotides long. RefSeq names its product receptor-like cytoplasmic kinase 176. Bases 305 to 1540 code for a protein of 411 amino acids. The transcript is spliced from 7 exons. Gene Ontology annotation, biological process: protein phosphorylation. The record is from RefSeq and is a predicted model, not a curated record. Lineage: Eukaryota; Viridiplantae; Streptophyta; Magnoliopsida; Cornales; Cornaceae. Gene Ontology annotation, molecular function: protein kinase activity; ATP binding.